AUGGUGUCGCGGGGGCUCUUCGGCUGGUCGCCGCCGCACGUGCAGCCGCUGACGCCCGUGUCCGAGACCUCCGAGCCGCCCGAGUCGCCCUCCCCCUACGCCGCCGACUUCGGCUCCGGGGACGGCGCCGCGCCGCCGGGCCCCGGCGACGACGGCGGGCCCGGGCUCGACGACGGGGACGACGACGAGGGUCCCGAGCCGCCGCCCGCCGCCGUGCCCUUCAAGCGCCUCUUCGCCUGCGCCGACCGCCUCGACUGGGCGCUCAUGGCCGCGGGCGCCGUGGCGGCCGCCGCGCACGGGGUCGCCCUCGUCGUCUACCUCCACCUCUUCGGCAGGGCCAUCAACACGCUCCACGGACGCCACAGCCACGAGCUCUUCGACAGCAUCAAGCAGCAUGCUUUAUACUUCCUCUAUAUAGCCAUUGGUGUUUUCUUUGCUGGAUGGAUAGAGGUUUCAUGCUGGAUUUUGACUGGGGAAAGGCAGACAGCAGUGAUAAGAUCAAAGUAUGUCCAAGUCUUGCUAAACCAAGACAUGAGUUUCUUUGAUACCUAUGGAAACAAUGGUGAUAUUGUCAGUCAAGUGCUGAGUGAUGUCUUACUCAUUCAGUCUGCUCUAAGUGAGAAGGUUGGAAACUACAUCCACAACAUGGCUACCUUUUUUGGUGGUCUUGUUAUUGGUUUGGUGAACUGUUGGCAAAUAGCUCUUUUGACAUUAGCUACUGGACCCUUCAUUGUUGCUGCAGGAGGAAUAUCAAAUAUAUUUCUCCAUAGGCUGGCAGAAAAUAUUCAGGAUGCGUAUGGCGAGGCAGCAAGCAUUGCAGAACAGGCAAUAUUAUACAUCAGAACUUUGUACUCCUUUACAAAUGAGACGUUGGCAAAAUAUUCUUAUGCUACUUCACUUCAAGCAACUCUGCGCUAUGGUAUUCUGAUAAGCCUGGUGCAAGGUCUUGGUCUCGGAUUUACAUAUGGGCUUGCCAUCUGUUCUUGUGCCUUGCAACUUUGGGUUGGGAGAUUCCUUAUCUCUCAUGGAAGAGCCAAUGGUGGUGAAAUUGUGGUUGCCCUAUUUGCUAUUAUUCUGAGUGGACUUGGUCUUAAUCAAGCCGCAACAAACUUCUAUUCCUUUGAGCAAGGACGUAUAGCUGCAUACAGACUCUAUGAAAUGAUAAGUCGUUCAACUUCUACUGUAAACCAGGAUGGGCGUACCUUAUCUUCAGUACAAGGCAACAUUGAGUUCCGUAAUGUCUACUUCAGUUAUCUCUCCCGCCCAGAAAUCCCCAUCUUAAGUGGGUUCUACCUUACUGUACCUGCCAGAAAGACUGUUGCUCUUGUUGGUAGAAAUGGUUCAGGAAAAAGCAGCAUAAUACCUCUCAUGGAGCGAUUCUAUGACCCAACCUUAGGUGAAGUACUUUUGGAUGGGGAGAAUAUAAAGAACUUGAAGCUAGAGUGGUUAAGAAGCCAAAUAGGACUUGUGACUCAGGAACCAGCAUUGUUGAGCUUGAGCAUUCGGGAAAAUAUUGCAUAUGGAAGAUCUGCAACAACCGACCAGAUUGAAGAGGCAGCCAAAACAGCUCAUGCACAUACUUUCAUCAGUUCACUAGAAAAGGGAUAUGAAACACAGGUUGGUCGUGCUGGGCUUUCUCUGACGGAGGAACAAAAGAUAAAGCUCUCCAUUGCUCGUGCUGUGCUCUCAAAUCCAUCAAUUCUUUUGCUGGAUGAGGUUACUGGUGCUCUUGAUUUUGAGGCAGAGAAAGCUGUUCAGGAAGCACUAGAUGUUUUGAUGCUUGGGAGGUCUACUAUCAUCAUAGCUAGACGUCUCAGCCUUAUCAGGAAUGCUGAUUAUAUAGCAGUGAUGGAGGAAGGCCAACUUGUUGAGAUGGGGACACAUGAAGAACUGUUAAAUCUUGAUGGUCUUUAUGCUGAACUUCUUAAGUGUGAAGAAGCAGCAAAACUUCCGAAGAGGACGCCUAUGAGAAACUACAAAGAGCCCAGCUCCUUCCAAAUUGAACGGGAUUCAUCAGCAAGUCAUAGUUUCCAGGAGUCAUCUUCUCCUAUCAUGUCAAAAUCACCAUCACUUCAGAAAACACAUGGUUUUCUUGCAUUCAGAAAUUCUGAUGCUAACCGUUCGCGUGAGUCGCCAAACAUUCAGAGUCCUCCUUCAGAGCAAAUGGCUGAAAUCAGACUACCUAUGGUUGCUUCUGAGAGAGCUCCAUCCAUCAAAAGGCAGGAUAGUUUUGAACUAAAACUACCUGAUCUUCCCAAAAUCGAUGUCCCCCUACACAGACAGUCUUCAAAUACUUCAGAUCCAGAAUCGCCAAUAUCACCAUUAUUGAUUUCUGAUCCAAAAAAUGAGCGUUCCCACUCAAAAACUUUCAGCCGAACUCUUGAUAUGUUCGAUAAUUUUCAUGCUGAUGUAUCAAAGAAGCAUCAAACAAAAACUCCAUCAUUUUGGAAGCUUGCAGAGCUGAGCCUUACAGAGUAUUUUUAUGCUCUGUUGGGGAGUGCUGGUGCUGCUUGCUUUGGUUCGUUUAAUCCUCUUCUUGCUUAUACAAUAUCUUUAAUAGUGGUGGCGUACUACAGAAUAGGUGUCCGCGAUGUGCAUGAUGAAGUGAACAAGUACUGCUUAUUCAUUGUUGGCAUGGGUAUAAUUACUGUGCUGGCCAACUUUUUGCAACACUUCUACUUUGGUAUAAUGGGAGAGAAAAUGACUGAGCGUGUAAGAAGGAUGAUGUUCUCAGCAAUUCUGCGCAAUGAAGUUGGGUGGUUUGAUGAUGAGGAAAAUAGUGCGGACAUUUUAUCAAUGCGACUUGCAAAUGAUGCAACAUUUGUCCGUGCUGCUUUCAGUAACAGGCUUUCUAUAUUCAUCCAAGAUACAUCAGCCAUUUUUGUGGCACUUCUUCUUGGUAUGCUGCUAGAAUGGCGUGUUGCUCUUGUUGCACUGGCAACUUUGCCUAUUCUUGUGAUUUCUGCAGUGGCACAGAAAAUGUGGCUUUCUGGUUUUUCUAGAGGGAUUCAGGAGAUGCACAGGAAAGCUUCUUUAGUUCUUGAAGAUGCAGUCAGGAAUAUCUAUACCGUUGUGGCAUUCUGCGCUGGUAACAAAAUAAUGGAGCUUUACAGAUUGCAGCUUGGAAGUAUCCUUACAAAAAGCUUCGUUCAUGGGAUGGGCAUCGGUUUUGCCUUUGGCUUCUCUCAGUUCCUUCUCUUCGCCUGCAACGCGCUUCUGUUGUGGUAUACAGCCGUUGCUGUUCAGGACGGACAUCUUACCCUGGUAACAGCACUCAAAGAGUACAUAGUCUUCUCUUUCGCGACGUUUGCACUGGUGGAGCCAUUUGGUCUUGCGCCGUAUAUUCUCAAGCGUCGGAAAUCCCUGACUUCAGUGUUUGAAAUCAUUGACCGUGUCCCCAAAAUUGAUCCAGAUGAUGCCAGUGGCCUCAAACCCCCCAAUGUGUACGGUAGCAUUGAGUUCAGGAGUGUUGAUUUCUGCUACCCUACUCGCCCUGAGAUGAUGGUUUUGAGUAAUUUCAGCCUUAAAGUCAACGGAGGACAAACUAUUGCCGUGGUAGGUGUAUCUGGGUCAGGAAAGAGCACGAUAAUUUCUCUGAUCGAGAGAUUCUACGAUCCCACUGCUGGCCAAGUUCUGCUGGAUGGGCGUGAUCUGAAGUUGUUCAAUGUGAGAUGGCUGCGGAGCCACAUGGGGCUGGUUCCUCAGGAUCCUGUUAUAUUCUCCACAACCAUAAGAGAGAACAUAAUAUAUGCACGGCACAAUGCAACAGAGUCGGAGAUGAAAGAGGCUGCCAGGAUUGCAAACGCUCACCAUUUCAUCAGCAGCCUGCCUCAUGGCUACGACACACAUGUGGGGAUGCGUGGUGUGGACCUGACUCCCGGGCAGAAACAGCGGAUCGCCAUUGCCCGUGUGGUGCUGAAGAACGCGCCCAUCGUGCUACUCGACGAGGCCAGCUCCGCCAUCGAGUCCGAGUCAAGCAGGGUGGUGCAGGAGGCCCUUGACACGCUGAUCAUGGGGAACAAGACGACGAUCCUCAUCGCGCACAGGGCAGCCAUGAUGAAGCACGUGGACAACAUCGUGGUGUUGAAUGGCGGCAAGAUCGUCGAGCAAGGGACGCACGACUCGCUGGUGCAGAUGAAUGGUCUGUAUAUCAAGCUGAUGCAGCCUCACUUCACCAAAGGAUUCCGCCAACGUAGACUGAUAUAGACGCAGCGGUAGAUUCUGUACAUUGUUCCAUGGAAUUUAAGCUAAUCGAGUUCUACUUCACUAACUGGUCACGGGCGACACGGAAGGCAGCUGACUGUUACAGCAAGAGAUGACAGAGCGAUUUGUGAAACAUAAUAGGAUUGUUGCAGGCUAUUGACUGGAUGCAUGGUAUUGCCUGGGGCUUUGAUGGAGCUGGAACACCAUGGCGUGAACUUGAGUUAUGAAUUACAUCACAUCAGACCCACCACCAAUACUUUGUGAUUUAUGCAUUCAGAUGAAUAGUUUCUUUUGAACUUCAAGAUACGUGGCUGCCUAUUCAUUCCCUUUUUGCAAUAGCUGAUUAUUAGAUUGGCUUUUCUACUUACUUUGGUGUAGCUUGGAGCUGGAGAUAAUAUUUUUUGGCUGUUUAGGAGGAUGGGUGUGAAGCGUAGUUCGGUAGCCUGAGGCAUAGCUAUAGAAGUAGUGGGGGACUUUUUUUUUUGUAAGGCAUUGCUUAAUUAAUGUUGUGCUAGCCUAGCCUAGGACUAUUCUGUUCAUCAUGUUCAUAUACACUCAAAACUCUUAAUUUGUUACAGUGUGUUUUGCACCAUUUUACCAAGGUUUCUUUUAGAUUGCUGGAAUAUUAGAUUUAA
This is a messenger RNA of Lolium rigidum, 4838 nucleotides long. RefSeq names its product ABC transporter B family member 20-like. The transcript has 11 exons. The record is from RefSeq and is a predicted model, not a curated record. Bases 1 to 4206 code for a protein of 1401 amino acids. NCBI's taxonomy places the organism in Eukaryota, Viridiplantae, Streptophyta, Magnoliopsida, Poales, Poaceae. Gene Ontology annotation, molecular function: ABC-type transporter activity; ATP binding; ATP hydrolysis activity. Gene Ontology annotation, biological process: transmembrane transport. Gene Ontology annotation, cellular component: membrane.